AUGACCAUGUCCAGAGUCUGCAGAGCGUUGGCCCAAGCGGGUGCCGGCGAUUUUGGGUGCUGCGUGGGCAAGAUGGACGGCUUAAUUUUGGAGGGCAAGGAUGAUGGCAAGAGCAACAAGGUCCACAUCCGAAUGCAGCAGCGCAACGGCCGAAAGUCCUGGACCACCGUGGCCGGCUUUCCGGAGCAGGUUCGAUUGCCCAAGAGUGGUAAGAUCCUGCAGGUAGACUUCGAGAAGAUCCUGCGCGCGCUGAAAAAGACCUUCAAGACCAACGGCGUGUUGAUCAAAGACCCGGACCAUGGCAGCGUGAUGCAGCUGCAGGGGGAUAUUCGCAAGGAGGUGGCGGAGUUUCUCAUUGAAGUGACAGCGAUCAUCACCAAGGACCAGGGUAUGCAUCAAGUGCAACAAGGCAUCACGGCCGUGGCGAGGAAUGUGAAGCACUCUGCACACUCUGCAGUCUCUGUCCUUAGUCAAGCUUUGUGCCCACAGACUUGCGGCCAGUCCAAGCCCUCAAACUGCCCAGCAAUGCAGCAGCUGCUUCUUUGCUGUGCUGCCGCUGCCGCGGCUUUGGUGGCACGUUCGGCUGCCUUUGUUCCAGCGGGUUUCCGAGUGCAGCCGCAGCAGCCCAGCAUGGCCAGUGCAGCCAGUGAGCAGCAGGCACCAACCUUUGGUGGUCUCACUGGCAUGGCUGCUGCUGGAGUUGCUUUGGGCGCAGCAGCAGGCGUGGCUUCUCGCUGGCAAAAGCGCUCUAGCGUCAUGGCACGUCGAUCCCAUGCAGUGAAGAUCUAUGACACCUGCAUCGGCUGCACUCUUUGCGUGCGGGCGUGCCCUACUGAUGUCUUGGAAAUGGUGCCAGCCACCGUCAACGCGGCAAAGCAGGUUGCAUCUUCCCCUCGAGUUGAGGAUUGCGUCGGCUGCAAGCGAUGCGAGACGGCAUGCCCGACCGACUUCCUUAGCAUCCGGGUCUACCUGCAGGAGAAUGAGGAGACCCAGUACAGCUUGGGCUUGGACUUGGCUCAGCUGCUUCUUUGCUGUGCUGCCGCUGCCGCGGCUUUGGUGGCACGUUCGGCUGCCUUUGUUCCAGCGGGUUUCCGAGUGCAGCCGCAGCAGCCCGGCAUGGCCAGUGCAGCCAGUGAGCAGCAGGCACCAACCUUUGGUGGUCUCACUGGCAUGGCUGCUGCUGGAGUUGCUUUGGGCGCAGCAGCAGGCGUGGCUUCUCGCUGGCAAAAGCGCUCUAGCGUCAUGGCACGUCGAUCCCAUGCAGUGAAGAUCUAUGACACCUGCAUCGGCUGCACUCUUUGCGUGCGGGCGUGCCCUACUGAUGUCUUGGAAAUGGUGCCAGCCACCGUCAACGCGGCAAAGCAGGUUGCAUCUUCCCCUCGAGUUGAGGAUUGCGUCGGCUGCAAGCGAUGCGAGACGGCAUGCCCGACCGACUUCCUUAGCAUCCGGGUCUACCUGCAGGAGAAUGAGGAGACCCAGUACAGCUUGGGCUUGGACUUGGCUGACUGGAGGAAGGGCUUUGCGCAAAAAUUGCUCCGGCCCGCCAAGCCCCCAAACCGCCCAGCAAUGCAGCAGCUGCUUCUUUGCUGUGCUGCCGCUGCCGCGGCUUUGGUGGCACGUUCGGCUGCCUUUGUUCCAGCGGGUUUCCGAGUGCAGCCGCAGCAGCCCAGCAUGGCCAGUGCAGCCAGUGAGCAGCAGGCACCAACCUUUGGUGGUCUCACUGGCAUGGCUGCUGCUGGAGUUGCUUUGGGCGCAGCAGCAGGCGUGGCUUCUCGCUGGCAAAAGCGCUCUAGCGUCAUGGCACGUCGAUCCCAUGCAGUGAAGAUCUAUGACACCUGCAUCGGCUGCACUCUUUGCGUGCGGGCGUGCCCUACUGAUGUCUUGGAAAUGGUGCCAGCCACCGUCAACGCGGCAAAGCAGGUUGCAUCUUCCCCUCGAGUUGAGGAUUGCGUCGGCUGCAAGCGAUGCGAGACGGCAUGCCCGACCGACUUCCUUAGCAUCCGGGUCUACCUGCAGGAGAAUGAGGAGACCCAGUACAGCUUGGGCUUGGACUUGGCUGACUGGUCUACGUAG
This is a messenger RNA of Cladocopium goreaui, 2073 nucleotides long. Lineage: Eukaryota; Dinophyceae; Suessiales; Symbiodiniaceae. The record is from the annotation of a GenBank genome assembly.